AUGGAGGCCCCAGUCAGUGCUUCCCAGGGAGCCAUGAGGUCCCUUCCUGGUAAGCUGGAUUCGUUGCUAUGGGGACCCAAGCACAACCUGCGGCCAGAGGAGAAGGACAAGCUCCGCAUCCUCCAAGGUGAUCUCCAGGGACUAAUAGACAACUACCUGAUGGAGCCAUCAGAGGUGGAGUCCCCUGCCUCGACAGCCAACUUCUGGAUGAAAGGUGUGCGCGACUUGUCAUAUGACAUCGAUGACUUCCUCCACGAGCUCGCCCAAGUCGGCACCAGCGGUUCCAGGAUCAGCGUUGUUCGUACCCAAAAACUCCCUCGCAUUAAGAUCUCCCGGUUCCCGGAGAAGCUGAAACGGCGCCAAUGGGUUACCGACGAGAUCUUGAGAUUCAGGACUCGCGUCAAGGAGGCAAUUCAGCGGCACAAAAGCUAUCUUGGUGACUGCAAAUGGCGGCCUAGCAGCAUUAGCAUCAGCGGUCAAAUCGGCGAAUACCCGCAACCUCCAUCAGAAUGUGACAUUCGGCUUGUUGGUAUGGAGAGUUCCAUCAGAAAGCUUUGCGGCUGGCUGACGAACGAUGGACAGCCAGAACACAAGGUGGUAUCUAUUGUUGGAACUGGUGGGGUUGGUAAGACCACCCUCGCUAAAGAAGUGUACCAUAAGCUUGGAGGUCAAUUCGAGUGCCGGGCUUUCGUGCGGACAUCGCGAAAACCAGACAUGAAGAGGCUUCUUACCAGCAUACUCUCGCAAGUUUGGCAGAGCCAUCCCCCGGAUUCUUAUGAGGUGCAUAAAGUGGUCUUGAAGAUCAACGAACACCUGCAAGAUAAGACGUACAUAAUUGUAAUUGAUGAUCUGUGGGCAUCAUCAACCUGGGAUAUUAUUAAUCAUGCUUUGCCAAAGGGAAACUGUUGCAGUAGAAUAUUAACAACGACUGAAGUUGACGCUAUAGCUCAGACAUGUUAUGCAGAUACCUCCAUGUAUAUGCCUUCAAGGAAAGAAGGUAACUCCAAGUACGUAUUCAAGAAGGAACCGCUAAAUGAAGAUGAGUCAAGAGAACUUCUUUUUAGUACCGUUUUUGGCCUUCAAGCUGAAUGUCCUCAGGGCCUAAAGGAAGUUUCAAAUGUAAUUAUAAAAGGCAGUGGUGGCUUGCCGCUAAUAAUCAAUAUAUUGGCCCGUCUUUUGGCACAUCAGCCAGCCAGCAGCCUAGAGCAAUGGAAUUACAUAAAGAAUUCACUGAGCUCCUGUUUGACUAGAAAUAAUAAUUUGGAAGGGAUAAACCAAGUUCUCAACCUUGCGUACGACAAUCUUCCCCAUGGCUUGAAAGCAUGCAUGUUAUAUCUGUGUAUGUAUGAAGAGGACUGUGUAAUCCUGAAGGUUGAUUUGGUGAAGCAGUGGAUUGCUGAAGGUUUCAUCUGUGCGGUGGAAGGGGAUGAUGGCAAGGAAGUUGCAUGGAGCUAUUUUGAUGGGCUUAUUAACAGGGGAAUGAUCCAACCUGUGGAUAUCAACUGCAAUGAUGAAAUUCUAUCAUGUAAAGUGCACCACAUAAUACUUCAUUUUAUUCGAUAUAAAUCCAUAGAAGAGAAUUUCAGCAUCGCAAUAGAUCAUUCUCAGACUGCUAUAAGACUUGCUGACAAGGUUCGUCGGCUUGCCCUCCACUUUGGAAAUGUUGAACAUGGCACACUGCCAGCGCCAGCGAGUAUGCAACUAUCAAAAGUUCGAUCAUUUGCCUUUUCUGGAUUGCUCAACUGCAUGCCUUCGAUUGUUGAGUUCCGGUUUCUUCAGGUUCUGGUUCUUAAAUUAUGGGCUGGUCCUGAUAAUAGGAGUGACAACCUUAUUGGAUCUAAUGAGCUGAGUGGCAACAUCACUGAUCCUGAUGACUUGACUGACAACCUCACUGAACCUGAUGACGUUAGUUAUGACCUUACUGAAAUUUCAGAACUUUUCCGGCUGAGAUAUUUUCGUCUUGAUGCACGCCAUUUGAGUGUAGAGCUUCCAACCCAGAUGCAACAGCUGAAAGAUUUGUUGGCAUGGGAAAUUGAUGCUGAAGUAACAUCAGUGCCAUCAGAUAUUGUCGAUCUGCCGGGCUUGUUCUACCUCAGCUUUCCUAGUGAGGCUCAUCUGCCCAAUUGUAUUGGCCGCAUGACAUCUCUUCGCACUUUGGGAGUCAUCGAUCUCGGCAAGAUCUUAACAGAAAAUUUAAUGAGCAUUGGUAAGCUGACUAAUCUGCAGGAUCUUUGUCUCACAUGUUCCACAUUACAGCCAGAUAACCUGGAAAAAAACUUGGAAUGCCUGGGCUCAAUAAUUCGGAAAUUGAGCAAUCUAAAAUGCGUAACUCUGGUACCUGCAGUCACGUCUUAUACAAGUAGUCGGCACGCUGCAUCAAGCAUGAGCAUUUCUUGGCAUGGCUUCACCAUUGUGCCCCUUACGCCAGCCCUUCUUCAGAGACUAGAGUUGCCAUGGCGCUGCUGCAUCUUCUCCAGCCUACCUGAGUGGACCAAUGAGCUUACCAAGCUCUGCAUUUUAAAGAUCGUGGUUAGGAAGUUGUCUAGUGACGAUGUUGUUAUUCUCAGAGGAUUGCCUUCCCUCACCACCCUCUGCUUGUUCAUCUGGACCGUCCCAGUAAGAAAGAUCAUGUUUGACGAUGAGGGAUUCUUGGUUCUGAAGUACUUCAAGUUUGUGUGCGCUGCACCAUGCCUGACAUUUUCAGAUGGAGCAAUGACCAAUGUCCGGAUCCUCAAGCUAGGCUUCAAUGGCAACAGAAUGGAGAGAUACAACUUGGUAGCUGCUGGGUUCGAGCGCCUGAUUAGUCUCAAUGAGAUCUCCGCAAAAAUUUGGGGUGCCAAUGCUCCUGAAUAUAAAAAGCCUGCCAACGCGGUGUUGGCUGACGCCAUUAGCAGCCAUCCAAGAACUCCUAUAAUACAUGUAAAAUGUGUUGAUUGGAAUUUUUUAGGUGAUGACGAGGUGAACGUUGAUGGACAAAAAGAGAGAUGGAACCAGACUUCCAGAAAACAAGAUGUGACCACAGGGGAAAGCUCAGAUGAACAUGGAAUUCAAGAAAAGGACUCGGAGGAAGAUAAAAGGAAACAAGCUGAUAUAAGAACUUUUACUCCACCGGGGUCCACCUCGCAGCUGGAUCCAGGGAAUGAUGAUUACAAUUUUGACUCUGAUCUCCGGCAAAUCAACGACUUGCUGCUUGAUGAAGACGACCUUUUCGCGGGGAUUACAAACGAGGUAGAGCCGUUGGCUGCGCACACAUACAACCCUGCGGAGGAGUUUGUGGAGUUUGAUGUGUUUGGCAGCGGAGGGGGCAUGGAGCUUUACUCAGACCCGCUAGAGAGCAUCACAUCUGGUCUGGGGAACACCAGCAUUGGGGAUGGGCUCAGAGGCAGUGGGGUUAACACCAAUUUUUGCGGGUCAAACAGUCCUGGAGCUGUGGCUGGGGAGAAUCCGUUUGGGGAACACCCUUCAAGGACAUUGUUUGUGAAGAACCUUAAUACCAAUGUUGAGGACUCCGAGCUGCGCUCUCUGUUUGAGAUAAGAGAGACAUCUAACAAAAAACACCACAAAUUUAUUGAGUUCUAUGAUGUGAGGGCAGCAGAAGCUGCUCUUCGGUCACUGGAUAAGAGCAAGGUCGCCGGAAAACACAUCAAGUUGGAGUUGAUUCGCCCUGGUGCAACACGCAGAAGGUACAAGGUGAUCGGGUGA
Messenger RNA from Lolium rigidum, 3702 nucleotides. RefSeq names its product disease resistance protein RGA5-like. The transcript is spliced from 6 exons. Bases 1 to 3702 code for a protein of 1233 amino acids. Gene Ontology annotation, molecular function: RNA binding; ADP binding. Lineage: Eukaryota; Viridiplantae; Streptophyta; Magnoliopsida; Poales; Poaceae. Gene Ontology annotation, biological process: defense response to other organism. The record is from RefSeq and is a predicted model, not a curated record.